Molecule: messenger RNA, 1328 nt
Organism: Glycine soja
Lineage: Eukaryota; Viridiplantae; Streptophyta; Magnoliopsida; Fabales; Fabaceae
Product: protein LSD1-like
Exons: 7
Coding region: 341-883 (180 amino acids)
Source: RefSeq, a predicted model, not a curated record
AAUAGUCGCUGAAGAAAUUUCCGAAAGUGUGUGUGGGAUGAGAAGAUGAUGAGGAAACAUUGGUAGAAGAAAUUGAAGAGAGAGAGAGAGAGAGAGAGAGAGAGAGAGAGGGUUGGAUUGGUUUUCUUCUUCCUUUUCUCUAAAGAGAAUCUAAUCUCAAUCCUCAUUACAGAUUUCUUCAUUCCUCUCUCAGUCUUUUCUGUUUUCCCCCUUUGACAUCCUCGUUUUCGCCGAAACAAAAACAACUAAGAUUUUUUGUUUGUUUUGUUUUUCUUCUCCUUGUUGUUAUUUGACUCGGUUGUCUGAAUAGGUUGUUGCAGCAGGGUCGGGAGCCACAGCUAUGCAGAGCCAAGUUGUGUGCAAUGGUUGUAGGAGCCUUCUGCUUUACCCAAGAGGGGCAACCAAUGUUUGUUGUGCAUUGUGCAACACAAUUACCUCUGUUCCUCCCCCUGGGAUGGAAAUGUCUCAACUUUAUUGUGGAGGGUGUAGGACAUUGCUAAUGUACACACGUGGAGCUACAAGUGUGAGAUGUUCCUGCUGUCACACUGUAAACCUUGUUCCACCAGGUACUAAAUCAUCUAAUCAAGUAGCUCAUGUCCAUUGUGGGAACUGCCGGACAACACUCAUGUAUCCUUAUGGAGCUCCAUCAGUCAAAUGUGCUCUUUGUCACUUUAUUACUAAUGUCAGUACGAACAAUGGAAGGCUUCCAAUCCCUGUCCAUAGACCCAAUGGGACAACCAAUGCUGGAACAUUACCUACUACUUCAACAUCAAUGCCCCAAUCUCAAAGUCAAACAGUAGUGGUAGAAAAUCCAAUGUCUGUUGAUUCAAGUGGGAAAUUGGUGAGCAAUGUUGUUGUUGGGGUUACAACAGAUAAGAAAUAACGCCGUCACAUAUAAAAGGUACAGUUCACGUCAUGACGCAUUACCACAGUUGCUGUCACAGGAAGAUAUUGUUUGUGUAUAUGAAUAUAUAUGAUAUUGCAGCCUGCAAUUGUUGAAUUGAAAUUGAUAUUUUUCCAAUAUAAGAGCUGGACGAAUAUCAUGUACGUAUGUAUGAAUGUAUAUGAGGUGGACAAGUCGUGAAAAGGGCUUAAAACCUGUUUUGUGUGAUUACCAAAGCCUACUUUGUUGUUUCCUUGGUAGCCAUACCCAAAUCAAUUAGUUCAUUCACAUUAUAUGUUUGACUUGUAAGUCCUAAACUAGUAAAUGGUAUUUCUUUCAUGUCUUGUGAAGCUUGUGCUUUUCUUGGUGAUCUGUUAGUUACAUAUGUUGUAAUAUUUGAUGAUCUUGUGCAAGCAUUGCUUGAUAAAAUGACUGAUAUCAUAGA